GGUUGAAUUCCAAAAUUUGUACAGAUGAAAAGACUUAGAGUGCUUAUCAAUCGUAAUGCAAGUUUUUCAAGUGGACCUAAUUAUCUCUGCAACGAAUUAAGAGUACUAGAUUGGUUUGAAUAUCCGCUACAAUCUUUGCCACCCGAUUUCCAUGGAAAUAAACUCAUUAUCUUUAAAAUCCGUGGUGCCUUCAUCAGGGAGUUAAGCUUCAUCAGGGAGUUUAAGAAUAUGACAAUUAUGGAAUUUCAUGAUUGUAAUUGCUUAACAAAACUUCCUGAUGUUUCAAGCAUCCCAAAUUUGAAGAACUUGAAGGCCAUAAAUUGUGAAAAUUUAGUUGAGGUGCAUAAUUCCGUAGGAUCCUUGAAGAAUCUUUGUCACUUGAGUUUUUUCGGAUGCUCUAAACUCAGAAUUCUUCCAACAAGCCUCAAGUUGAGAUCUUUACGCACCCUUAAUCUUAGUGGUUGCUUAAGCCUUCGUAGCUUUCCUGAAAUUGAUUGUGAAAUGAAAUCUUUAACUACAUUAGCUCUACCAUAUUGGAGUGCAGUAGAAGAACUACCAUUAUCAAUUGGCAAUCUUACUAGAUUUGAUGAAUCUUUUCUACGUGGCUGCAAAAACCUUAAGCAUCUCCCAAUUAACAUUAUUCUUCGGUUGCAACAUUUGAGAAGGCUUGGGGGUUGUACAAAUCUCCCAAUGGAAGAAAAGAUUUCAUCGAAUGAAGGACAACUCCAGGAAUUGGCGCGUCCAACAAAUUCAAGCAAUGGAAGCAGUGUGUUACAAGUGUUGAAUCGUCAAAAUUGUUUCCAAUCAGAAUCAAAUUUCUUUCCAAUAUCAAGUUUCUUUACCAUGUUUAAUUCUUCGGCCACUUUGACUAAUUUAGAUCGAAGUACAUUUGUAAGCCUUCCCACGAGUAUCAAAGGAUUUGUUGCACUUAUUGAGCUCUACUUGAAAGAUUGCAAGAAACUUGAAGAAAUUGCAGAACUUCCACCAAAUAUAGCAAAUGUAUUUGUUGAAGGAUGUCAGUCGUUAGAAAGAUUUCCAGAAGUAUCAAGAAUAUUGGAAUUCAAUGGAAGCCACAUUAGAUCGCUGGGUUUUAUUGGCUUGGAGGGCUGCAACAAAAUGCAUGAGAAGAUUUGGAAUUAUAAAGUGCCAAAUCCAUUACUGUGGAAGGGACAUUAUAAUGCUACUGUGUUACCAGAAAAUGAGAUUCCAGAGUGCUUAUGGUAUCAGAAAGAAUUUUUAGGAAAUAAAAUUGCUAAGAGAGGAGAUGAUGAUGUCCAAUUGAAAGGAAAUGAAGAAUGGGUAAUAAAUAUUGAGGGGCCACACCAUUUGGAGGAUAUAAGCGGAAUUGUAAUAUAUGUCUUGAGUAUUUUGUUCCUGAUGUUAAGAUAACCAGUAUCAGCUCAAAUUGUGUAUGCCGUAUCGAUAGUGAAGAAAGUCUAU
Molecule: messenger RNA, 1440 nt
Organism: Carya illinoinensis
Lineage: Eukaryota; Viridiplantae; Streptophyta; Magnoliopsida; Fagales; Juglandaceae
Product: disease resistance protein TAO1-like
Exons: 3
Coding region: 25-1389 (454 amino acids)
Source: RefSeq, a predicted model, not a curated record